CUCGUCGGACGGCGCUGGCGCGAGCGGGUGGGAGUACGAUCCCCAUCCCACUGGUGGCUGGCGAUGGUGCCCGAUCACCCUGGAGCAGUGCUGGGCGCGGUGCAUCGCGCGGGGCGGCUGCGUCUCCGUCUACUUCACCCGGGGCCUGUCGGGCGACUGCUGCUUCCCGAGCAGGGCCGCGUGCUCCGGCAGCGACCACCCUGGCACCACCGCCGUGGGCACCACCUACACGCUGCGCGCCGCGGCACCGACCCAGGGCGCCAGCCGGAGCGGCGAGCAGGACCUGCUCGGCUCGGGCGGAGGGGACACCGGCGACGCCGGCGGGGUCGGCGAGGCUCCGGGGCCGCGAGAGGCGUCGGGCGAGGGCGGCCCCGAAGGUCAGAGAAUCGAAGAAGGGAACAACACAUAA
Prorocentrum cordatum is the source of this 409-nucleotide messenger RNA. The record is from the annotation of a GenBank genome assembly. Lineage: Eukaryota; Dinophyceae; Prorocentrales; Prorocentraceae.